Messenger RNA from Arabidopsis arenosa, 1549 nucleotides. NCBI's taxonomy places the organism in Eukaryota, Viridiplantae, Streptophyta, Magnoliopsida, Brassicales, Brassicaceae. The record is from the annotation of a GenBank genome assembly.
GAUGAGAACAGAUCAAGUGAUGUUGUCCAACAAGAACACAAACACAUGUUGUGUGGUUUCUUCUUCUUCUUCUGAUCCUUUCCUCUCCUCUUCAGAAAAUGGGGUCACCACCACAAACACAUCCACUCAGAAGAGGAAAAGAAGACCUGCAGGUACACCAGAUCCAGAUGCAGAAGUUGUGUCUUUAUCACCAAGAACUCUUCUUGAAUCAGACAGAUACAUAUGUGAGAUCUGUAACCAAGGGUUUCAAAGAGACCAGAAUCUCCAGAUGCAUCGAAGACGUCACAAAGUUCCAUGGAAGCUUCUUAAAAGAGACAACAACAUAGAGGUGAAGAAACGAGUCUAUGUUUGCCCUGAACCCACUUGUCUUCACCAUGAUCCUUGUCAUGCUCUUGGAGAUCUUGUCGGUAUCAAAAAACAUUUCAGAAGAAAACAUAGUAACCAUAAGCAAUGGGUUUGUGAGAGAUGCUCUAAAGGUUAUGCUGUUCAAUCUGAUUACAAAGCUCAUCUCAAAACUUGUGGUACUAGAGGACAUUCUUGUGACUGUGGUCGUGUCUUCUCCAGGGUGGAGAGUUUUAUUGAACAUCAAGAUAACUGUUCCGUACGGAGAGUUCACCGUGAACCGCCUUUACCGCCACAAACCGCGGUAACAGUCCCGGCAUGCUCCUCUAGAACCGCCUCAACCGUCAGCACUCCGUCUAGCGAAACCAAUUACGGCGGUUCAGUUGCGAUUGCGACUCCUCUACCCCUAGAAGGCCGUCCUAUUCAUCAAAGAAUCUCAUCUUCAAUUCUCACCAACUCAUCAAACAAUCUCAACCUCGAACUCCAGCUUCUUCCACUAUCAUCGAAUCAAAACCCUAAUCAAGAAAACCAACAACAAAAAGUUAAAGAACCAUCUCAUCAUCAUAAUCAUAAUCAUGAUACCACAAACUUAAACCUUUCCAUUGCACCAUCAUCAUCAUAUCAACAUUACAACAACUUUUAUCGUAUAAAAGAGAUUAUGGCGAGCGAGCAAAUCAUGAAGAUGGCGAUGAAGGAGAAAGCUUAUGCAGAGGAAGCUAAAAGAGAAGCGAAGAGGCAACGAGAGAUAGCGGAAAACGAGUUUGCGAAUGCUAAAAAGAUAAGGCAAAAAGCACAAGCUGAACUCGAGAGAGCUAAGUUUUUGAAGGAACAAUCCAUGAAGAAGAUAAGCUCAACGAUCAUGCAAGUCACUUGCCAAACUUGUAAAGGACAGUUUCAAGCAGUUGCGGUUCCGGCGGGUGCGGCUGACGAGACGUCUCUUGUCGUGAGUUACAUGUCGUCAGCGAAUACCGACGGAGAGCUGGAAAAUGGAUUUUAAGUAAAACCAAAGAAAAAAGCAUAAGAUAUUUAAAUUAAGGUUAACUUUAUUAUAUAUUUGUGUAUUACUUACCCGAUCGGGUUGUGUUAAUUUUUUGAAUUACCAUAUAUUAUGUAAUGGUUGUCAUAUAGUUGUUAAUCUUUUGGUCCAACAGUAUUACCAUAUGUAUCGUAACUAUUUUACUGUCAUUAACAAAAUCUAAUGUUAGUU